CCUCGGGAAUCAUGACGUUGCUCCUGCAGGUUUUUAUAGACGUUUUCCUCACUGCACAGACUGCUGGCACGUGUAAGACGCAGCUUUGGCAGCGAUAGGAGGCCGGUGUUGGGUAAAUCACACUGAAGCCUUGAAGGUACACUUGACUCUAUACAUCUUAAGAAGAAGGAAGAGGAUAGGACAGUGUUCCCUGCAGCAGGGUGAUGGACAGUUAAGACCGCUACGAUGACAGAUGACGCCCUCACUGGCCCCUCCACCAAGCUGUCCUUCCAUCUGGCAGCCAUCAGCGUGGUCAACCUGCCCCAUACGCUCUAUAACUCCCUCUCACAGGUGAACCUCAGUACAAGCACUAAGAAAGUAGUCGCUGCUACAGCCUUCGGCGCAGUGUCUCUCCUCUUCCUCGCCCAUCACUUCCAGAGGAGGAAAGGCAGGAAGAAGGGAGUCCAGUCACCCCAGUGGGAGCAGACGGGGACCUUUCAGUUCCCGGACCUGGUAGUUCACCAGGAGAAAGAUGCAGAUGCCUGCAGUUUCCAGAACCUCAGCCUGUCUCUCAACUGUAAGAAUGUCUACGCCUGUGGCCUUCUGCCCAACGGAGGACCUUACAGCAAGCUGUCAGUGUCACUACAGAGUCUGGCCUCGGUCAAGAGUAUCAACUCAUCCUGUACUUGCGCUAACAGCUCUACCUGCUGGGACAGACCUGGAGAUGAAGACAUCUCUAACGUAGUCAACAUCCCUGUUACCACGCCUCAAAUACUCUACCUCAGGGGUAUGGAGCUGUUUGAGGAGGCUCUGAGGCGGUGGGAGCAGGCCUUAACCUUCAGUGGCAGACCAGGGGAGGAGCCGCCUGACUGUUCCUCUUUUACGCUGGGGGCUGGAGACUCUACAGCUGAGGAGAGCAUAGAGGUGAAUACACUGGAGACUCUACAGCUGAGGAGAGGUGAAUACACUGGAGACUCUACAGCUGAGGAGAGUAUAGAGGACCUGAUCAGUGCGGAGUUUGUCCACAAGCUGGAGCUUCUCCUGCAGAGAGCGUACAGACUACAGGAGGAGUUUGAAGGAGCUCUGGGCGUGUCUGAACCUUCCUCACACAGCGGCAGCCACGAAAAGACUCGUGUGUUUUGUAGAGAUGAUCUGGAUGAUGUGUCCUGUCUCAAAGACUCCAUCAGCAUCGCCUCCAAUGACUCCUUCAUGUCUGCUGCAGAGUUGUCAGAGCAGUACAGGGAGCUGCGUACUGCCUGUGUCCUGGGGUCAUGUAGAGUUAUUAACCCCUUCUAUGAGGAGGCCAUACAGUUGGCUGAGGAGGGAAAGAUCUCCUGCAGAGUACACAGGACUGAGCUGCUGGAGUGUCUUGGGGACACCGACUUCCUGGCCAAGUUACACUGUGUGCGGCAGGCCUGUAAACUGAUUCUGUGUGAGAGAGCAACGAGGACGUUUCUGGCUGAAACCGGAAAGAAGAUCCUGUCUUCCAUAAUUGUAAAAGCGCGUAAGAGCCCGAAGAGGUUUGAAGAAGUGUUUGAGGAGAUGAUUGUUUUCCUGGAGCACCCGGAACACUGGGAGAACACUGAAGUGGAGCUGGCCACGAGAGGGGUGUCUCCGGAAGGUGGUGAUUGACUCCGCUGUCCUGGCGUCGUGAGGGAGCUUGUUCCACC
Messenger RNA from Salmo salar (Atlantic salmon), 1649 nucleotides. NCBI's taxonomy places the organism in Eukaryota, Metazoa, Chordata, Actinopteri, Salmoniformes, Salmonidae. The record is from RefSeq and is a predicted model, not a curated record.